UCACUUGGUGUACAUCUAUGUCUGGGAGACAUUCUCAGCACAUUCUCUGGUACCUGUGAUACUUUCGUCUCCACUCUCAGGAUGAACUUCCAUUCUUCAAAGAGUUCCCACUGCAAAUAAAUAUUCAGUGAUGCAGUCUGUAGUUAGCCAUUUGGGGCAAGUGGUUCACAAUUCAUUUUGGGUUUAGCAGUCAUGCUGUUUGAUUCUUUGUCCAGCCAUAGGAAGUUCCUCUUAGGGGUCUACCUGAUCACAUUAAGCAAAAUGAAUAGUGACUCUAUAUAGGUUGUCUUCUAGGCUUGGCUUCAAAAGGUGUUUGGAUUUUGGGAGAAAGUUAAAUCAAGCAAUGCUUCCAAAGGAUAACUUUAUAAAUUCACAUCUUUUGUCCCUCUCACCUUUUUUUUUUUCUUUCAUAGACAAUAACUCUACCUUUCUGCUUUAAAGCAAAAUAAACUCGGUGGCCUCUCCUCCAUCCCUCAAAAUGAUAGCUAUCUCUGCAGUCAGCGGAGCCCUCCUGUUCUCCCUACUCUGUGAAGCGAGUGCCGUCAUCUUACUCAAUUCCACUGACUCAUCCCCGCCAACCAAUAAUUUCACUGAUAUUGAAGCAGCUCUAGAAGCCCAACUAGAUUCUGCGGAUAUCCCCAAAGCCAGGCGGAAGCGCUACAUUUCGCAGAAUGACAUGAUCGCCAUUCUUGAUUAUCACAAUCAAGUUCGGGGCAAGGUGUUCCCACCUGCAGCUAAUAUGGAAUAUAUGGUUUGGGAUGAAAAUCUUGCAAAAUCUGCUGAGGCCUGGGCGGCUACUUGCAUUUGGGACCACGGACCUUCUUACUUACUGAGAUUUUUGGGCCAAAAUCUAUCUGUACGAACUGGAAGGUAUCGCUCUAUUCUCCAGCUGGUCAAGCCAUGGUAUGAUGAAGUCAAGGAUUAUGCCUUUCCAUAUCCCCAAGAUUGCAAUCCCAGAUGUCCUAUGAGGUGCUAUGGCCCCAUGUGCACACACUACACACAGAUGGUUUGGGCCACCUCCAAUCGGAUUGGAUGUGCAAUUCAUACUUGCCAAAACAUGAACGUUUGGGGAUCUGUAUGGCGAAGUGCGGUUUACUUAGUAUGCAACUAUGCUCCAAAGGGCAAUUGGAUUGGAGAAGCACCAUACAAAGUAGGGGUACCAUGUUCAGCUUGUCCUCCAAGUUAUGGAGGAUCUUGUACUGACAAUCUUUGUUUUCCAGGAGUAACGUCAAACUACUUAUACUGGUUUAAAUAAACUUACCUUUUCCUCCAGGAAAUAUAAUAAGUUUCUGGGAAUCAUAGGCAUGUAUGUAUAUUGAAUUUUGCACAUAUUAUACAUAUUUUAUGAUAAUCUUGUUUUACUUUUAGUAUUCAUUUGUAUAAAUUAAUGUUUAUUUACUAUGUUUGUUUAAUUCUUUG
This is a messenger RNA of Trichechus manatus latirostris (Florida manatee), 1419 nucleotides long. It is a transcript of the gene PI15, whose product is annotated as peptidase inhibitor 15. Bases 479 to 1255 code for a protein of 258 amino acids. The transcript has 5 exons. Lineage: Eukaryota; Metazoa; Chordata; Mammalia; Sirenia; Trichechidae. Gene Ontology annotation, cellular component: extracellular region. The record is from RefSeq and is a predicted model, not a curated record.